AAGUAGUUUCCCAGAUGAUAAUAUAGACGGUGUACUCAGCACUUUUUAUUUCGAAGUAUGAAAAGGUUUGAAGUGUGAAGCAAAGGGACUCUGUGGCAGCAGAUACAGCCGUCAGCCGUCCUACCAGUACCAUAUCGCCGCUGCAAACGAUGCUUGGAUGGACUUCAAUCUUCUAACCAAUCCGGUAGCGCAGAUUUGGGAGGAGACAACGUUCCCGUCCACGAUUGGGUACAUGAGCUUAGUCCAGGCAGUCUCAGGGGCUCCGAAGGUGCCACGACUUGGCCAACACGUGCCCGCAGCAAUCUUGCUUAUCAAUUCCACUGCCACUGAUAUGAUCAUACGAUUUAAGCAAAAAAUAACCUGAAACUAUGUUGCAUCCCCCAUGGGAAUCAUCAGUGCUUGGUGGGCUACCGGUACGGUGUAUUAUGGAGAAAUGUGGGAUUGAGUCCGCAGGCCUCACAGAUAUUGUUGCAAGAGUUGAUUAGCUUCUCUGGUGAGUCUCUGGAUCCUUUCAGGACUUGAGUUGCUCUCUAUUGCAAAGUUUAAUUAAGUCAGUUUCUAUGGGUUAGAUAGACUACUAGCUACCGGUAGCAACCAUUGCGUUGUCGUGUUCCUGCACCUUGGGGUAAUUUCCUCCAAAUGGAAGAAAAAGCUCAAAGUUUAAUUGUUCAGAAAAUGUAAAAUGAAGCAAAGAGACAUGCAGGACUCCACAAGGCCUGUUGAAGUUGAAUAAUCUGAAUCUGAAUUCUCAGAGCCUCUUAGAGCCUAUUCUAGGCUCUUAGAAUUAAGAUUGGAAAAUUGAAAACUCAGAUCCCAGUGUAAAUUAGCUAGAUAUUCAAUCUGGUUUUUCAGAUCUGAAUUCUAAGAGCCUGUUGUAAUUUUAAGAGCCUAAUUAGGCUCUUAAAAUUCAGAAUAAGAUUGGUCAGCUUAAAUAGGCUGUUUCCUUUUCGGUCUGGGGAACAUAUUUUUGAAGAAAAUGUUUUUGAAAAAAGGAGAAAAGACUCAAUUUGAGUGGAAUACCUCAAGGUGCUGAGCAAGUUGGUUGUGUAGUGGUACACGGUGGUACAUUUAUUUAGACUAGCGCCAAGGUCAAACCCUCCCCAGUGACGUAUCAAUCCUGACUGACAAACGUAAACGACUGCUUGAAUAAGCUGGUACAGCUGUACUCGUACUCUUAGUACCUGGUACCGGUACCUGGUACCGUAUACACCGGACAUGGACCGUUCCUCUCACCGCACAGCGAGAGAUCUUUUUUGCCGUUGUUGCACACUCGUAUCUAAUUCUCCCUGCCUCAGUCGGAUAGACUAUCUAUGGCAUACUGUUAGACCAUAGCUAGCCAAAGUAUUUUGUUACUUCUUACAACAAAAGAGCAUUGCAUCAUGCCAACAAACAACAACAAGAAGAAGAGGGAAAAAAAGAACAAGUCGAAAUGGCCUUGGGAGCCAGAGGAGGAGGCGCUCUGGGGCCACGAGAUUCUGGCUGCGUAUGGGGCAAUCUCCGAGUUGGAUCGCAAGGUCCACAAGACCAUUGUGACGGGUAUCCCUGAUCCAACGAUUUCAGCAGAGGACAUCGCACUGGGUACCAGAAGAAGGACAGGUGCGGAACUUCCACCGUCAGAAUCGGCAACUCCACGAAUACCGGUACCAACAACCAACACCAAAGUCGACGGAAAGACUUCGCGCGAGAACUCUGUUGACAACCAGAAGUCCCAAUUCAGUCCUACCAUUGUUAAUGGUGGCAGUAUCCAAGAGAAAAGACGUGCGGCUCUUAGGGAGUCGCGGGAGACAGAAGUCGAUCUCACGCACAAACAACGCCUUGAUGAGCUGCAAUCCAAAGAUCCCGACCUUUGGGCCGAAAUUGACAUCAAGAAAUUCCGAAAACUUGUGCACAAGGACAAUCAACACCUUCGAGAUACGCAGCUGCCACCGGGAACAUUUCGAGUGCCGGUCAAGCCAUAUCCAGGUUGUCCCUACCCGUGCCAGCUUUGUGGAACUCCACUACGGGCAGGUGUUUACACAGAGGAUAACAUUUGCUUUUGUCGACCAGACGGGGAUUAUGAAAGCAAAUCUCUCCAAUGGGCUCUGGACAGCGAUCUCUAUGAACGUGCCUAUCAAGAGAAGAGAUCCAUGUUGAUUGCCUGCACAAACUGCUCCCUCCCCAAGCCAUGGGGGGGUGGACCACCCAUCACCUCCUCCUCUUUAUCCAGUGACUACAAAAAUAUUGAUGCUGUUGCAAACGUUCAAUAUCCAGGCUACAACAUGGACCCUGCUUCUCUUGGGCCUUUAUACGCUCAAAUGAUUGCGGCCAUGGGUGGUAUGGAUCUUCAUGAUCAAGCAGAAAUGGAUGAGGAACGCGCUUGGAUGCACGAUGAUAGGAACACGAACCAUGGGUUUACAGAGGAUGAAACCUACGAGCUGCUCUGUCAAGGUGUGAAGCCUUGGGACGAUGACGCUCGCGACGUUCUGGCUGCUCUCAAUGGAGCGUAUGACCACUAUGACGACUACUAUUAGCUUCAUGUAAACAGCUGGCUCCAAGGGGGUACUGUGCACGUACAUGUAGGUCUAGCUAGAAAGAGCCCA
Messenger RNA from Seminavis robusta, 2579 nucleotides. NCBI's taxonomy places the organism in Eukaryota, Bacillariophyta, Bacillariophyceae, Naviculales, Naviculaceae. The record is from the annotation of a GenBank genome assembly.